Molecule: messenger RNA, 5398 nt
Organism: Erinaceus europaeus (western European hedgehog)
Lineage: Eukaryota; Metazoa; Chordata; Mammalia; Eulipotyphla; Erinaceidae
Gene: TOP2A
Product: DNA topoisomerase II alpha
Exons: 35
Coding region: 103-4689 (1528 amino acids)
Biological process (GO): sister chromatid segregation; DNA topological change; apoptotic chromosome condensation
Cellular component (GO): nucleus
Molecular function (GO): DNA binding; DNA topoisomerase type II (double strand cut, ATP-hydrolyzing) activity; ATP binding
Source: RefSeq, a predicted model, not a curated record
GACGAGCGUCUGUGGAGAAGCGGCGUCCUCCGCGGCUCGUCUCGUGGGCCCCGCCGCCGAAGUCGCCUGCCAGGGUUCUCGAGCCCCUUCACGACCGUCACCAUGGAGGUGUCGCCGCUGCAGCCUGUAAAUGAAAAUAUGCAAAUCAGCAAAACAAAGAAAAAUGAAGAUGCUAAGAAAAGACUGUCUGUUGAGAGAAUCUAUCAAAAGAAAACUCAACUGGAACACAUUUUGCUCCGCCCAGACACCUACAUUGGCUCUGUGGAAUUGGUGACCCAGCAAAUGUGGGUUUAUGAUGAAGAUGUUGGCAUUAACUAUAGGGAAGUGACGUUUGUUCCUGGUUUGUACAAAAUCUUUGAUGAGAUUCUAGUCAAUGCUGCAGACAACAAACAAAGGGACCCCAAGAUGUCUUGUAUUAGAGUCACAAUUGACCCGGAAAACAAUUUAAUUAGCAUAUGGAAUAAUGGAAAAGGUAUACCUGUUGUGGAACACAAAGUUGAGAAGAUGUAUGUCCCAGCUCUCAUCUUUGGACAACUCCUAACUUCUAGUAACUAUGAUGAUGAUGAAAAGAAAGUUACAGGUGGUCGAAAUGGCUAUGGAGCCAAGUUGUGUAACAUAUUCAGUACCAAAUUUACUGUGGAAACAGCUAGUAGAGAAUACAAGAAAAUGUUUAAGCAGACAUGGAUGGAUAACAUGGGCAAAGCUGGUACAAUGGAACUCAAGCCUUUUAGUGGAGAAGAUUAUACAUGUAUUACCUUUCAACCUGAUUUAUCAAAGUUCAAAAUGCAAAGCCUGGACAAAGAUAUUGUUGCAUUGAUGUUUAGAAGAGCAUAUGAUAUUGCUGGGUCCACUAAAGAUGUGAAAGUGUUUCUCAAUGGGAAUAAGCUGCCAGUAAAAGGAUUCCGUAGCUAUGUGGAUAUGUACUUGAAGGAUAAGGUAGAUGAAACUGGUAAUCCACUGAAAAUUAUCCAUGAACAAGUAAACCCCAGAUGGGAAGUAUGUUUGACAAUGAGUGAAAAGGGUUUUCAGCAGAUUAGCUUUGUCAACAGCAUUGCUACUUCCAAGGGUGGCAGACAUGUUGAUUAUGUAGCUGAUCAGAUUGUGACUAAACUUGUUGAUGUUGUGAAGAAAAAGAACAAGGGAGGUGUUGCAGUAAAAGCACAUCAGGUGAAAAAUCAUAUGUGGAUUUUUGUGAAUGCCUUAAUUGAAAACCCAACCUUUGACUCUCAGACAAAGGAAAACAUGACUUUACAGGCCAAGAGCUUUGGAUCAACUUGCCUGUUAAGUGAAAAAUUCAUCAAAGCUGCAAUUGGCUGUGGCAUUGUAGAAAGCAUAUUAAACUGGGUAAAGUUUAAGGCCCAAGUCCAAUUAAACAAGAAGUGUUCGGCUGUCAAACACAACAGAAUCAAAGGAAUUCCUAAACUUGAUGAUGCAAAUGAUGCAGGAGGCCGAAACUCCACUGACUGUACACUUAUCCUGACUGAGGGAGACUCAGCUAAAACAUUGGCUGUUUCGGGCCUUGGUGUGGUUGGCAGAGACAAAUAUGGGGUAUUCCCACUUAGAGGAAAAAUACUCAAUGUUCGAGAAGCUUCUCAUAAGCAGAUAAUGGAAAAUGCUGAAAUUAACAGUAUCAUCAAGAUUGUGGGUCUUCAGUACAAGAAAAACUAUGAAGAUGAAGAUUCGUUAAAGUCUCUCCGUUAUGGGAAGAUAAUGAUUAUGACAGAUCAGGACCAAGACGGCUCUCAUAUUAAAGGCUUGCUAAUUAAUUUUAUCCAUCACAAUUGGCCCUCUCUUCUGCGACAUCGGUUUCUGGAAGAAUUCAUCACUCCCAUUGUAAAGGUAUCUAAAAACAAACAAGAAAUAUCAUUUUAUAGCCUGCCUGAAUUUGAAGAAUGGAAGAGUUCUACUCCAAACCAUAAAAAAUGGAAAGUCAAGUAUUACAAAGGUUUGGGUACUAGCACAUCAAAAGAAGCUAAAGAAUACUUUGCCGAUAUGAAACGACAUCGCAUCCAAUUCAAAUAUUCUGGUCCUGAAGAUGAUGCUGCAAUUAGCCUAGCCUUUAGCAAAAAACAGAUAGAUGAUCGAAAGGAAUGGCUAACUCAUUUCAUGGAGGAUAGAAGACAACGAAAGCUACUUGGCCUUCCUGAGGAUUACCUGUAUGGCCAAACUACUACAUAUCUGACAUACAAUGACUUCAUAAACAAGGAACUUAUCCUGUUCUCGAAUUCUGAUAACGAGAGAUCUAUCCCAUCAAUGGUAGAUGGUUUGAAACCAGGACAGAGAAAAGUUUUGUUUACAUGUUUCAAACGGAAUGACAAACGAGAGGUCAAGGUAGCUCAGUUAGCUGGGUCGGUGGCUGAGAUGUCUUCUUAUCAUCAUGGUGAGAUGUCACUGAUGAUGACCAUUAUCAAUUUGGCACAGAAUUUUGUGGGUAGCAAUAAUUUGAACCUUUUGCAGCCCAUUGGUCAGUUUGGUACCAGGCUGCAUGGUGGCAAGGAUUCUGCUAGUCCUCGAUACAUCUUCACAAUGCUCAGCCCUUUAGCUAGGUUGUUAUUUCCACCAAAAGAUGAUCAAACAUUGAAGUUCUUAUAUGAUGACAACCAGCGUGUUGAGCCUGAAUGGUAUAUUCCUAUUAUACCUAUGGUGCUGAUAAAUGGUGCUGAAGGGAUUGGUACCGGGUGGUCCUGUAAGAUCCCUAACUUUGAUGUUCGUGAAGUUGUAAAUAACAUCAGACGUUUGAUGGAUGGAGAAGAGCCUUUGCCAAUGCUGCCAAGUUACAAGAACUUUAAGGGUACAAUUGAAGAGCUGGCUCCAAAUCAGUAUGUCAUUAGUGGUGAAGUAGCUGUUCUUAAUUCCACAACCAUUGAAAUCUCAGAGCUUCCAGUCAGAACAUGGACCCAAACAUACAAAGAACAAGUUCUAGAACCCAUGUUGAAUGGCACCGAGAAGACACCUCCUCUCAUAACAGACUAUAGGGAAUACCAUACAGAUACUACUGUGAAGUUUGUUGUGAAGAUGUCUGAAGAAAAACUAGCCGAAGCAGAGAGGGCUGGACUACACAAAGUUUUCAAACUCCAAACUAGUCUCACAUGCAACUCUAUGGUGCUUUUUGACCAUGUAGGCUGUUUAAAGAAAUAUGAGACAGCACUGGAUAUUCUAAGAGACUUCUUUGAACUCAGGCUGAAGUAUUAUGGGUUAAGAAAAGAAUGGCUUCUAGGAAUGCUUGGUGCUGAAUCUGCGAAGCUGAACAAUCAGGCUCGCUUUAUCUUAGAGAAAAUAGAUGGCAAAAUAAUCAUCGAAAAUAAGCCUAAAAAGGAAUUAAUUAAAGUUCUGAUUCAGAGGGGAUAUGAUUCAGAUCCUGUGAAGGCUUGGAAAGAAGCUCAGCAAAAGGUUCCAGAUGAAGAAGAAAAUGAAGAGAGUGACAGUGAAAAGGGAACUGACAGGACUGACUCUGUUGCAGAUUCUGGACCUACCUUCAACUACCUUCUUGAUAUGCCUCUCUGGUAUCUAACCAAGGAAAAGAAAGAUGAACUGUGCAAACAAAGAAAUGAAAAAGAGCAAGAACUAGAAAUAUUAAAGAAAAAGAGUCCAUCAGAUUUGUGGAAAGAAGACUUGGCUGCUUUUAUUGAAGAACUGGAGGUUGUUGAAGCCAAGGAAAAACAAGAUGAACAAAUUGGACUGCCUGGAAAAGGAGGGAAAGCAAAAGGGAAAAAAGCACAAGCACAAAUGACCGAAGUUCUACCUUCUCCAAGCGGAAGAAGAGUCAUCCCUCAAGUGACUUCAGAGAUGAAAGCAGAAGCAGAGAAGAAAAAUAAAAAGAGAAUUAAGAAUGAAAAUGUUGAUGGAAUCCCUCAAGAGGAUGGUAUGGAAAUGGAAGGCCUUAAAAAAAGAAUAGAGAAGAAAAGAGAAACAGGUACCAAGGCAAAGAAACAAACUACAUUGCCAUUUAAACCAAUCAAAAAGGGCAAGAAGAGAAACCCUUGGUCUGAUUCCGAAUCAGAUAUGAGCAGUACUGAAAGUAAUUUCGAUGUUCCUCCACGAGAAACGGAACCACGAAGGGCAGCAGCAAAAACCAAAUUCACCAUGGAUUUAGAUUCAGAUGAAGAUUUCUCAGAUUUUGAAGAGAAAGAUGAAGAUUUUGUCCCAUCAGAUGCUAGUCCACCUAAGACCAAAACUUCCCUAAAACAUACCAACAAAGAAGUGAAACCACAGAAAAGUACCCCACCAUCAGACCUUGAUACUGAUGAUGCCAAGAUCAAUGUACCACUUUCUUCAAGCCCUCCUGCUACUGAUAAUCCAGCAGAAACUGAAAUUAUUAAACCUGUUCCUAAAAAGAAUGUGACAGUGAAGAAGACAGCAGCAAAAAGUCAGUCUUCCACUAGCACUGCAGGUACCAAAAAAAGGGCUGCUCCAAAAGGAACGAAAAAAAAACCAGACCUAGAUUCUGACAUGUCUCAAAAGCCUAAUCCCCCCAAAACCAAGAUAAGUCGCAAAAGGAAGCCAUCGACUUCUGAUGAUUCUGACUCUAAUUUUGAGAAAAUUGUUUCUAAAGCUGUCACGAGCAAGAAAUCUAAGGGGGACAAUGAUGACUUCCAUCUGGACACAGACUUGGCGCCUCGUGCAAAAUCUGUACGGGCAAAAAAACCUAUCAAGUACCUUGAAGAAUCAGAUGAAGAUGAUCUGUUUUAAAAUGUGAGGUGACUACUGUUAGUAUUGGUCUUAUUAAGCCCAAGAUAGGGCUUGCUUUUGAUCUCCCUCUUUGAAUUUAAGGAAUUUGAAUUAUCAGGAAAGAUAAUCCAAAACCGUCAAAGUCAAGUGCCCCUUCUCUCUUUAUAAUACUGUCUAAAUAUUAUAGACAUCUGUUGUGUGUUGUUUUCCUCUCUGUCUUGUCUGUUUUGAGUCUGUUUUUUGUCUUUAAACUCUGCUUUUCAUUUCUCCUGAAAUUCAGAGAUAGUUGUCUGUUCACUCCAGUAUUUACUUUGCCUCCUUUCCAUCUUUCAGUAAAUAUGAGGUAGCACAUAAUUCUCUUAAUUUAGCUGUAUAGGUAAUUUUCCAUCAGUUGGGAGUUUAUAGUUCUAGUACAAGUAAUCCCCACUUAGCCCUUUUGUGCUGAAUAUUUGUUCAAGCAGUAAGAAGUUGUUCCUGUUCUUCAUUUUUUUAAAUAUCAUCAGAGGCUGAAGAAAAACAACCUGACUCAUUUAAAGAUAUAUUUGAUGUUAUAUCCAUUUUGGGAAAUCUUAAUUUUUCAACUUGUAAAUGUUUAUAUAGCCCUUUCCACCUUGUUAUGUGUGUGUAAAAUGAGUGGUGUUGUCAAUGUUUUUGUAAAUAUUUACUAUAUUUUUCUAUUUAGCUUAAUUCUAAAAUUUUUGUACUUAAUAAAAUGUUCUAAACAUUAUAA